Hibiscus syriacus is the source of this 3341-nucleotide messenger RNA. Its product is annotated as phytosulfokine receptor 1-like. The record is from RefSeq and is a predicted model, not a curated record. NCBI's taxonomy places the organism in Eukaryota, Viridiplantae, Streptophyta, Magnoliopsida, Malvales, Malvaceae. Gene Ontology annotation, molecular function: ATP binding; protein binding; protein kinase activity. Gene Ontology annotation, biological process: protein phosphorylation.
AAAUUGCAGGAGAUAUUAAUAAAGAAGGCAAAGGCAAAGCCGAAAGUCCCGAAAUCCCCCAUAUGGCCAUGCCCGUGUUGAAGUCAAAGCCACCAUUUUGCUCUUUCUUUCCCUUCCUCUACAUCUCUUCUCCUUGUCAAAACCAACCCCCCACUCUUUUGUUUUGAGCUUUCCUUCUCUUGUUUGUUCUAACAACGAAAAACCCACAUCGGAAAAGUUGAUUUUGGUGAAGGGUUUUUGCUUGUUUUUCAUCCCCAGCAAAAAAAGUUUCAAUCUUUUUUGUUGUUGGUUCUCUUUAAUAUGUGUGCUCAAGAUUAUUGGGUUCUGGUUGUCAUUCUUGGGUUCUUGUUGCAAGCUCAGGUACUCAACUCUCAGAACCCGACAUGCAAUCCGAAGGACUGGACUGCACUUCAGUAUUUCAUGAGCAAUUUGACAACAAAACUUGAAGGUUGGGCCACGGAUUCAUCGACUGAUUGUUGUGUCUGGGAAGGCAUAACCUGUGAUCCUCCAUCUUCUGGUAGAGUAAUCAAGUUGGAACUUUCGAGGAAAAGAUUAUCGGGAAAAUUAUCGGAUGCUUUGGCUGGUUUGGAUCAGCUUAAAACUCUCAAUCUUUCCCGCAAUUUGCUUAAAGGCUCAUUGCCAUCGUCUUUGUUUCUAAUGCCGAAUCUGGAGCAACUUGACUUGAGCAAUAAUGAUUUCUCUGGAACAAUCCCAGAGAGCAUCAAUCUUCCUUCAAUUCAAGGCCUUGACAUUUCUUCGAAUUACUUUAAUGGUUCCCUGCCUUCCCAUAUAUGUGUUAAUUCUUCUCGAAUUCGUCUCCUUAAUAUGGCAGUAAACUAUUUCUCUGGUAAUAUUUUAUCUGGCCUUGGGAAAUGUUCUUUCUUGGAUGAACUUUAUCUUGGUGCAAAUGAUCUCACUGGUGGGAUAACUGAAGACAUCUUUCAGCUUCAGAAUUUGAAAUUUUUGGGGCUUCAAUAUAACAACCUUGAUGGGAAGCUUAGUCCUGGUAUUGCUAAUCUCUCUAACCUUGUUCGUUUAGAUAUUUCUUCAAAUAAUUUUUCUGGAGACAUCCCUGAUGUGUUUAGUCAGCUGAAGAAUUUUCAGUUUCUUGUAGCUCAAUCGAAUAGAUUUAGUGGUAGAAUUCCCAGUUCAUUAUCCAAUUCUCCAACCAUUAGUUUGCUGAAUUUGAGGAAUAAUUCAUUGGAGGGUUUUAUAUAUCUUAAUUGCUCAGCUAUGGUUGCUUUGAAUUCUCUGAAUUUGGCUACCAACAAGUUUUCAGGGCCUGUGCCUGAUAAUCUUCCCGUGUGCAGACAAUUGAGAAAUGUCAACCUUGCCCGGAAUAAUUUCAGUGGCCAAAUCCCCGAGAGCUUCGGAGAAUUUCAUAGCCUCGCUUAUCUUUCCCUCUCGAAUUCAAGCCUCCAUAAUAUCUCCUCUGUUCUUCGAAUUCUGCAGCGGUGUAGGAACCUAACUGCUUUGGUCCUCACCUUGAAUUUCCCCGGCGAAACAUUACCUGAUGAUCGUAACUUGCAUUUCGAGAAGUUGAAGGUUCUUGUUAUUGCGAGCUGCAAACUUAGAGGUUCCAUUCCCCAAUGGUUGAGAAGUAUUACUGCUCUGCAGUUGUUGGAUUUGUCUUGGAACCGUCUGGGUGGAACGAUUCCCCCGUGGUUUGGAAGUUAUAGAGAUCUUUUUUACUUGGACUUGUCGAACAAUUCAUUUACCGGAGAGAUCCCAAAGAGUUUAACUGAAUUACCAAGCCUCAUUCAUGGAAAUAUCUCACUGGAGGAACCUUCAUCAGAUUUUCCUUUCUUCAUGACAAGGAAUGAGAGGGGGAAUGGAUUGCAGUAUAAUCAAAUUAGAAGUUUUCCACCGACACUUGAACUUGGCCACAACUUUCUUAGGGGACCGAUUUGGCCUGAGUUCGGGAAUCUGAAAAAGCUCAUUGUUUUUUAUCUGAAAUUCAAUAAUUUCUCUGGACCGAUUCCAGGAAGUUUGUCCGAGAUGACCGACUUGGAGAUUCUAGAUCUAUCACAUAAUGACUUAACAGGGACCAUACCACUUUCACUGGAAAAUCUCAGUUUUCUGUCCAUCUUUAAUGUUUCCUACAAUCGGCUUAAUGGGAAGAUCCCUUCUGGAGGUCAAUUUCAGACAUUUCCAAAUUCAAGCUUUGAAGGAAAUGAUCUUUGUGGUGAUCAUCGGUUCAGGUGUCAAGAGAAUACAAGUGAAGAUCGUCAUGAGCCCUCGAAAAGAUCAAGAAGGAGCAAAGAUAUCAUCAUUGGAAUGGUUGUCGGAAUCAUAUUCGGGACAGCUUUUCUAAUUGGGCUUCUUUAUGUGCUUGUUUUGCGUACAUAUAAACGCAAUGAGGUUGAUCCAGAGAAAGAGGAGCCUGACACCAACGAUAAAGAUUUAGAACUCAGUUCAAGGUUAGUGGUGCUCUUCCAAAACUGGGAAUCCUACAAAGAGCUUAGCAUCGAUGACCUUUUGGAAUCAACCGACAAUUUUGAUCAAGCAAAUAUCAUAGGUUGUGGGGGUUUUGGUCUGGUUUAUAGAGGCACUCUCCUUGAUGGUCGUAAGGUCGCCAUUAAACGGCUUUCUGGUGAUUGUGGUCAGAUGGAUAGAGAAUUCUGCGCUGAAGUUGAAGCACUUUCAAGAGCUCAGCAUCCAAAUCUUGUCCAUCUACAAGGAUAUUGCAUGCAUAAAAACGACAGGCUUUUGAUAUACUCUUACAUGGAAAAUGGUAGUUUGGAUUAUUGGUUACAUGAGAAGGUCGACGGGCCAUCCUUACUCGACUGGGAAACAAGGCUGCAAAUCGCGCAAGGGGCGGCUAGGGGUCUAGCUUAUUUGCACCAGUCGUGCGAGCCUCAUAUUCUUCACAGAGAUAUAAAGUCGAGUAACAUUCUUUUAGAUGGAAACUUCAAAGCUCACUUAGCCGAUUUUGGUCUUGCAAGGCUCAUACUUCCCUAUGAUACCCAUGUAACCACUGAUCUGGUAGGGACAUUAGGCUACAUUCCUCCCGAGUACGGACAAGCUUCGGUCGCAACCUAAGGUGAUGUGUACAGUUUCGGAGUAGUCCUUUUGGAGCUUCUGACUGGGAAAAGGCCCAUGGAUAUGUGCAAGCCGAAAGAUAGCCGGGAUUUAAUCUCUUGGGUGAUUCGGAUGAAGAUGGAAAACAAGGAGAGCGAGGUUUUUGAUCCGUUUAUCUACGACAAGCAGCACGAUAAGGAGAUGUUGCAGGUUCUGGAGAUCGCAUGCCUUUGUUUAAGUGAAGUCCCUAAACUUAGGCCUACAACACAGCAGCUAGUUUCUUUGCUGGACAAAGUGACAUCAAUAUGAUUGCAACUAGU